AUGAUCUCCUUGACAUGCGAAUGUCCCCACUGGGACGAGGCCAUGCUUCAAGAGCGAGCCGAAGUGAUUGCUGCUCGGAACCAGCCUGUUCCUCCUGCACCUCAGCAUGUUGAGGAAGCUGCUGAAUUCUUAAUGGAGCAGCAUGACUGCUAUCAUAAUGGGGUAUGGAAAAAGCUCAACAUCUCCGCGGAAUGUGAGGCAUGUGGUGACUGGAUGCCUGGUUUCAUUCUCGAAUGCCGGGAUUGUGGACUCCAAGCAUGCAAUUUCUGCUGA
Molecule: messenger RNA, 273 nt
Organism: Penicillium psychrosexuale
Lineage: Eukaryota; Fungi; Ascomycota; Eurotiomycetes; Eurotiales; Aspergillaceae
Exons: 2
Coding region: 1-273 (90 amino acids)
Source: RefSeq, a predicted model, not a curated record